AUCACUUUUACUUUAUAAGUAAUUUUGUGCUGUUCCUUUUUUUUUUACAGCCAUUGAUUAUUAUUAUUCCUAAAGAAAAUGAAGAUAAUUAUAUAUUUUGGCAUUUGGGCAGUAGCAUGGGCCAUUCCAGUUCCUCAGAGCAAACCACUGGAGAGACACGUUGUUGAAAAAUCUGUGAAUUUACCUCUCUUAGCGAGAUCAAAAGUGUCAGUACAGGAUGAGUUAAAUGCCAAUGGAACCACUAAAGAAACUGGUGUCCCCAUGCUUGAAAGUGAAAAAGGAAGGCAAGAGCAUACCCAAGAUGGUCACAAGGGAGAAGAGAAUGGCUCUGAGUGGGCAGAAGUAGGAGGGAAGAGUUUUUCUAUAUAUUCCACAUUAGCAAAUGAAGAGGGGAAUAUUGAGGGUUGGAAUGGGGACAUAGGAAAAGCAGAAACAUAUGGUCAUGAUGGAAUACAUGGGAAAGAAGAAAACACCACAGCAAACAGCAUCCAGGGACAAGUAAGCAUCAUUGACAAUGCCGGAGCCACAAACAGAAGCAACAAUAGUGGAAAUACUGAUAAGAAAACCCAAAAUGGGGAUGUUGGUGAUGCAGGUCAUAAUGAGGAUGCUGCUGUUGUCCAGGAAGAUGGACCUCAAGUAGCUGGAAGCAAUAACAGUACAGACAAUGAGGAUGAAAUAAUUGAGAACUCCUGUAGAAAUGAGGGUACUACGAGUGAAAUAACACCUCAGAUCAACAGCGAGAGAAAUGGGACUCAGGAGGCUGAGGUGACACCAGGCACUGGAGAAGAUGAUGGCCUGGAUAAUUCUGACGGGAGUCCUAGUGGGAAUGGAACAGAUGAGGAUGAAGACAAGGGCUCUGGUGAUGAUGAAGAUGAAGAAGCAGGGUAUGAAAAAGACAGCAGUGAUAACAGCAAGGGCCAGGAGGGCCAGGACCAUGGGAAAGAUGGUAAUAGUAGCAUAGGUCAAAAUUCAGAUAGUAGUGAAGAUUAUGACCCUGAAGGCAAAGAAGACCCCCAUAAUGACAGUGAGGGAGACAACACCUCCAAGAGUGAGGAGAAUUCUGCUGGUAUUCCAGAAGACAAUGGCAGCCAAAGAAUAGAGGACACCCAGCAGCUCAACCACAUAGAAAGCAAAGGUGUAGAAAAUGGAAUCACCAAAGAAUCAGAGCAGCAUGCUGUUGGGAAGACCCAAGAUACGGGAAUAGAAAUCAAAGGUCCCAGUAGUGGCAACAGAAAUAUUACCAAAGAAGCUGUGAAGGCCAACGAAGAUAAAGAGAAUAAAGGACAACACGGAGUGAUCUUGGGCAAAGGAAAUGUGAAGACACAAGGGGAGGUUGACAACAUAGAAGUACCUGGCCAGAAAUCGGGACCAGGAAAUAAAGUUGAACACAGCAACACAGGUAGUGACAGCAAGAGUGAUGGUUAUGACAGUUAUGAUUUCGAUGAUGAGUCCAUGCAAGGAGAUGAUCCCGACAGCAGUGAUGAAUCUAACGGCAAUGAUGAUGCUAAUUCAGAAAGUAACAAUAACAGCAAUAGUCAAGGUGAUGCUUCUUAUAACUCUGAUGAAUCAAAAGAUAAUGGCAAUGGCAGUGACUCAAAAGGAGAAGAUGAUGACCGUGAUAGCACAUCAGACGCUAAUGAUAGUGACAGUAAUGGCAAUGGUAACAAUGGGAAUAAUGACAAUGGCAAAUCAGACGGAGGCAAAGGCAAAUCAAAUAGCAGUGAUAGUAAUGACAGCAGUGACAGUAGCGACAGCAGUGACAGUAGCGACAGCAGUGACAGUAGUGACAGCAGUAACAGUAGUGACAGUGACAGCAGUGACAGUGAUAGUAGUGAGAGCAGCAAUAGCAGUGAUAGUAGUGAUAGCAGUGACAGCAGUGACAGUGCUAGCAGUGAGAGCAGCAGUAGCACUGACAGUAGUAAUAGUGACAGCAGUGACAGUGACAGCAGUGAUAGUAGUAAUAGCAGUGACAGUAGUGACAGCAGUGAUAGCAGCGACAGUGAUAGUAGUAAUAGCAGUGACAGUAGUGACAGCAGUGAUAGCAGUGACAGUGAUAGUAGUAAUAGCAGUGACAGUAGUGACAGCAGUGAUAGCAGCGACAGUGAUAGUAGUGAUAGUGAUAGCAGUGACAGUAGUGACAGCAGUGAUAGCAGCGACAGUGAUAGUAGUGAUAGUGAUAGCAGUGACAGUAGUGACAGCAGUGACAGUGAUAGUAGUGAUAGCAAGUCAGACAAUAGCAAAUCAGGUAGCAGUGACAGCAGUGAUAGUGACAGUAAGUCAGACAGCAGUGACAGCAGCAGUAGCAGUGACAGCAGCAACAGCAGUGAGAGUGACAGCAGUGAUAGUAGUGACAGCAGUGAUAGCAGUGACAGCAGUGAUAGUGACAGCAAUGAUAGUAGUGACAGCAAUAGCAGUGACAGCAGCAAUAGCAGUGACAGCAGCAAUAGUAGUGACAGCAGUGACAGCAGCGAUAGUGACAGUAGUGAUAGCAAUGACAGCAGCAAAAGCAGCGACAGCAGCAAUAGCAGUGACAGCAGCGACAGCAGUGACAGCAGCGAUAGUGACAGUAGUGAUAGCAGCGACAGCAGUGACAGCAACAACAGCAGCAAAAGCAGUGACAGCAGUGAUAGCAGUGACAGUAGUGAUAGUGACAGCAGUGACAGCAGCGAUAGCAGUGAUAGCAGUGACAGCAGUGACAGCAGCGAUAGCAGUGACCGCAGCAAUAGCAGUGACAGCAGCGAUAGCAGUGAUAGCAGCGACAGCAGUGAUAGCAGUGACAGCAGCGAUAGCAGUGACAGCAGUGAUAGCAACAGCAGUGACAGCAGCAAUAGCAGUGACAGUAGUGAUAGCAGCGACAGUAGUGACAGUAGUGAUAGUGACAGCAGUGACAGCAGCGAUAGCAGUGACAGCAGUGAUAGCAGUGACAGCAGCAAUAGCAGUGACAGUAGUGACAGUAGUGAUAGCAGCGACAGCAGUGACAGUAGUGAUAGUGACAGCAGUGACAGCAGCGACAGCAGUGACAGCAGUGAUAGCAGUGAUAGCAACAGCAGUGAUAGCAGUGACAGCAGCGAUAGCAGCAACAGCAGUGAUAGUAGCGACAGCAGUGACAGCAGUGAUAGCAACAGCAGUGACAGCAGCAAUAGCAGUGACAGCAGCGAUAGCAGUGACAGUAGUGAUAGCGACAGCAGCAACAGUAGCGACAGCAGUGACAGCAGCGAUAGCAGCGACAGCACAUCUGACAGCAGUGAUGAGAAUGACAGCCAGAGCAAAUCUGGAAAUAGCAACAACAAUGGAAGUGACAAUGACAGUAGUGACAGUGAAGGCAGUGACAGUAACCACUCAACUAGUGAUGAUUAGAACAAAAGAAAAACCCACAAGAUUCCUUUUGUAAAAGUUUGGUAAUGGAUAAGAAAAAAGAUUUCCAAGAAAGUAAAGAAAUCGGAGAAAUAAACAGGAGAUGUAUGUAAACAUCCACAAAAACAACUAGGAGAAUAAAGUCAAACAGUUGGAAUCAGAACCAAGGCCUAACUCCUGCAGAGAGAGACUCUGAAUGCAUGACCUUUGGUACAUGCCUGUUAAUAUUCAUGUUCUGAAAAUAUUUUGUUAAAAGUGUAAAUCUAAACCUAAAAGAACAAUUAAAAUAUUCUUUAAUACUUCACGCAGAAACCUCAAGUAAUCACUACAUGAUAACUUCAAUUUAAGUGCUGUGUGCUUCAGAGAAUGUAGCAGGUGAACACAUCUUAAAAGCAACCUAUGGCAUUGCCUUAGGUCGCCAUAGUUACAUAUUCUGAAGAGGUGAUCUGCUUACUGCUGAGUAAAAGAUGUUGUUCCGUGAUAGCCAACUUGGCUUCAGAUUCAGUUGCUUGUUCUAUGGAAGAAAUGCAUUUGCUACAUGAAAAAUAUUGCAGCUACUAUUCAACCUGUCUGGGCCAUGGGAAUAAACUUUCUAACAAUCAAAUAGAGUAGUUAUAAAUCACCGAAAUUUUAAAGAGUGCUAGUCAGGAAAGAGCUCAGAGAUGAGUUGGUAUAUAAAAUCUAAUCUAAAAAAAAAAAAAAAAUCUCAGCAAACCACAGGAAAUUUAGCACAAAGUCCCGAAUACUAUUGGCAAAUCUGAUGCAGUGCUUAGAACAGUGUCUUACUCCCAGGAGCCACUCCAAAUAUUAACCAGUAAAUGACACAUGUAUGACUCUGGAGAAGCAUCACUUUUUUUUUUGAAUUGGAUAUUUUGGAAUUUAUUUAUAAGCU
Molecule: messenger RNA, 4246 nt
Organism: Callithrix jacchus (white-tufted-ear marmoset)
Lineage: Eukaryota; Metazoa; Chordata; Mammalia; Primates; Cebidae
Gene: DSPP
Product: dentin sialophosphoprotein
Biological process (GO): dentinogenesis; odontoblast differentiation
Cellular component (GO): nucleus; cytoplasm
Molecular function (GO): collagen binding
Source: RefSeq, a predicted model, not a curated record